GCCGGCGCCAGCUGUGAGCGCUGCGGGCGACGCCGCGGCCGGCAUGAGCGUGGGCUUCAUCGGGGCGGGCCAGCUGGCCUUUGCCCUGGCCAGGGGCUUCACGGCAGCAGGUGUCCUUGCUGCCCACAAGAUCGUGGCCAGCUCCCCUGACAUGGACCUAGCCACGGUUUCUGCUCUCAGGAAAAUGGGGGUGAACCUGACACCCCACAACAAGGAGACGGUGCAGCAUAGUGACGUGCUCUUCCUGGCCGUGAAGCCUCACAUCAUCCCCUUCAUCUUGGAUGAGAUUGGCGCCGACAUCGAGGACAGGCACAUCGUGGUGUCCUGUGCAGCUGGUGUCACCAUCAGCUCCAUUGAGAAGAAGCUGAUGGCAUUUCAGCCAGCCCCCAAGGUCAUCCGCUGCAUGACCAACACCCCAGUCGUGGUGCGAGAGGGGGCCACUGUGUACGCCACGGGCACACACGCCCAGGUGGAGGACGGCAGGCUCCUGGAGCAGCUCCUCGGCAGUGUGGGCUUCUGCACAGAGGUGGAGGAGGACCUGAUUGAUGCGGUCACAGGGCUUAGCGGAAGCGGCCCUGCCUACGCGUUCACAGCUCUAGAUGCUCUGGCUGAUGGGGGUGUGAAGAUGGGACUUCCAAGGCGCCUGGCAGUACGCCUCGGUGCGCAGGCCCUCCUGGGAGCCGCCAAGAUGCUACUGGACUCAGAACAGCACCCAGGCCAGCUCAAGGAUAAUGUCUGCUCUCCUGGUGGGGCCACCAUCCAUGCCUUGCACGUGCUGGAGAGUGGUGGCUUCCGCUCCCUGCUCAUCAAUGCCGUGGAGGCCUCCUGCAUCCGCACACGGGAGCUGCAGUCCAUGGCUGACCAGGAGAAGGUCUCACCAGCUGCCAUCAAGAAGACUGUCCUGGACAAGAUGAAGCUGGACCCCCCUGCUGGGGCACCUCUGUCCCCUUCUGGACAUACCAAGCUGCUCCCCCGUAGCCUGGCCCCGGCAGGCAAGGACUGACAUGUCCUGCCCGCCCAACUCUGCUCUCCACUCUUUGCUCCUGGCUCAAAGCUCCUGCACUAGGUUCUCUAGCCAGGCCACACAGACCAUCUCCACAGUGGCCAGCUGCCUAUGGCCCUGCUCAGCUCAGGAGUCAGCCAGGGUUGUAGCCAGGGAGGGGGCACAUCCCUUCACACUGGGAAUCUCCAUGGUCCCCAAGAGCUUCCCUGCCCAGAGCAGGGAUGGGUUCUCUAACCUCAACCUCCUUCCUCCUCUUCUGCCCCCACAACCAAGUUAAAAUCACCUUCCUCUGGACUCAGAGGCCUGGAGAGUCUCCAGCCACACCUACUGUCAAGGUCCUCCUCCAUGAACGCUCAGCCAGGUGGGAGCCCAGCCCGUCUCCUGCCCCUCCACUGACAGGGAGAUUCCUCUCCUCUCUGUGAGGACUAGAGGGCCCCAGGCAUCCUGAGCUUGGCCAGCUGCCAAGCACCCAUGACCCCACUGGACAUUUGAGAAAAGGAUCCUCAGAUAACUGAUGAGCUUCCUGUGGCCACCAGCACACUCAAGCCACCAUCUUGCAUUACUGACCUGAUUCACGGGUGCUGUUAUUUCUCUCUCAACCCUUUAAAUAAAUUGAUUUCCAGCCCUUA
This is a messenger RNA of Galeopterus variegatus (Sunda flying lemur), 1632 nucleotides long. It is a transcript of the gene PYCR1, whose product is annotated as pyrroline-5-carboxylate reductase 1. Gene Ontology annotation, molecular function: pyrroline-5-carboxylate reductase activity. The record is from RefSeq and is a predicted model, not a curated record. The transcript is spliced from 7 exons. Gene Ontology annotation, biological process: L-proline biosynthetic process. NCBI's taxonomy places the organism in Eukaryota, Metazoa, Chordata, Mammalia, Dermoptera, Cynocephalidae. The coding region runs from base 44 to 1003 and encodes 319 amino acids.